AUGGAGCUGCGGCCUCGUCUCGGGGCCACCUGUUUGCUGGGCUUCAGUUUCCUGCUCCUCGUCACCUCUUCUGGUGGACCUAAUGGGCUUGGAAAGGGUUUUGGAGAUCACAUUCAUUGGAGGACCCUAGAAGAUGGGAAGAAGGAAGCAGCUGCCAGUGGAUUGCCCCUGAUGGUGAUUAUCCAUAAGUCCUGGUGUGGAGCUUGCAAAGCUUUAAAGCCCAAAUUUGCAGAAUCUACAGAAAUUUCAGAACUUUCCCAUAAUUUUGUUAUGGUAAAUCUUGAGGAUGAAGAGGAGCCCAAAGAUGAAGAUUUCAGCCCCGAUGGGGGUUAUAUUCCACGAAUCCUGUUCCUGGAUCCCAGUGGCAAAGUACGUCCUGAAAUCAUCAACGAGAAUGGAAACCCCAGCUACAAGUAUUUCUACAUCAGUGCUGAGCAAGUUGUUCAAGGGAUGAAGGAAGCUCAGGAAAGGCUGACGGGUGAUGCCUUCAGAGAGAAACAUCUGGAAGAUGAGUUGUAA
Molecule: messenger RNA, 519 nt
Organism: Rangifer tarandus platyrhynchus (Svalbard reindeer)
Lineage: Eukaryota; Metazoa; Chordata; Mammalia; Artiodactyla; Cervidae
Source: the annotation of a GenBank genome assembly